AUGGCGACGGGUCGGGACGCGCGCGACGCGCCCAGCCUGGUCGGGCUCGUGGCGAGCAUCGUCAAGGACCUGGCGCAGUGGCCUGCCGCGUCGUGGGAGCAGCCGUCAAAGCAAGAGAUGCUCAGCGGGCAGCUCGUCGACACCUUCAAGACUCGGCUGGAGCUGUGGCAGCGGCACAACCAGGGCCACUUCCCGGACAGCAUUGUAAUCUUCCGCGACGGCGUGUCCGAAAGCCAGUUCUCGCAGGUGCUCGAGAAGGAGCUGCCGUCGAUUCGGGAGGCGUGCCGCGUCAAGUUACCGCCUAACUCGUCGUCGCCGCGGCUAACGGUUGUCGUCUCGGUCAAGCGCCACCAUACGCGCUUCUUCCCAACGAGCAAGGAGUCCAUGUCCAACUCGGGAAACAUCCGCAAUGGCACAGUCAUCGACCGCGGCAUCACGCAGGCGGGUUACUGGGACUUCUUCCUCACCGCCCACCACGCGCUAAAGGGUACCGCGCGCCCUGCCCACUAUACCGUCAUCCUCGACGAGAUCUUCCGCCAAAAGUACAAGUCGGCCGCUGCCAACGAGCUGGAGCGCCUCACCCACGAGCCCUGCUACCUACCCGAGAUCUUCGAGGUCAGCAACACCGACAGCGUCUCCACCGGCAAGCAGUCCAAGUGGGCAGCCCGCGAGGUCGACUUUGCCGACAUCGAAGCCGUCAAGGCCAUAUACGGCAACAAGCCGCCCUUUGCCAAGUCGCCCUUCUGCCGCCGCCUAGCCACGCCCGGACAGCAGUCGCUCUUCACCACGGUCAACGCUGACUUUCACCGCCGCCAUCGCCGGCUCCUGGCCGAGACCAUAUCAGAUUCGGCGCUGAAAUCCGCCAUCCCGCGCGUCGACGCCCACGUCAAGCUCGCCAUCCGGCGCAUGGCCGAGGAGAUGGAGGCCCAGGGCGCCGCAGACGUCUUCAAGUGGUGGCACUUUAUGACGGCGGAUGCCAUCAGCGAGCUCACGUUUGGAGACUCGUUUCGUAAGCUGGAGUUGGGCUACAAGAACACAUACUCGCUGGACCUCGAAAAGGUGGCCCGCGUCAGCGCCGCCCGAGCUACGACACUGUUUGCCAACCUCUUCCAAGCCGAGCGGGACGGUAAAGUCCCCUUCAACGAGGUCCGCGACGAGGCCCAGUCGUACAUCACGGCCGGCACCGACACGACGGCCGUGUCCCUAACGUAUCUGACCUGGGCCGUGUGCCGCAACCCGGGAGUCCGCGCCCAGUUGGUCGAGGCGCUCCGGACGCUGCCGCCCGACUUUAUCGAGACUCAGCUGCGCGGCCUGCCCUUGAACGACGUCGUCGACGAGACGCUGCGGCUAUACUCGGCGGCGCCGUCGACGCUGCCCCGUGUCGUGCCCCCGGCGGCGCAAUGCUCGCGGGCCGCUUGUUCGACGAGGCCCGACGGCUUUGUGCCCUCGCGCUGGGCAUCGCCCACCGAGACCAUGAGGAGCGCCUACAUGCCCUUUGGUCGCGGGCCGCGCGUCUGUCUCGGGCUGCACCUCGCGUAA
Messenger RNA from Hirsutella rhossiliensis, 1539 nucleotides. Its product is annotated as piwi domain-containing protein. Gene Ontology annotation, molecular function: heme binding; nucleic acid binding; oxidoreductase activity, acting on paired donors, with incorporation or reduction of molecular oxygen. Bases 1 to 1539 code for a protein of 512 amino acids. NCBI's taxonomy places the organism in Eukaryota, Fungi, Ascomycota, Sordariomycetes, Hypocreales, Ophiocordycipitaceae. The transcript is spliced from 7 exons. The record is from RefSeq and is a predicted model, not a curated record.